UUUCUUGAUUCACAACACGACUGAAUGUAAUGUAACAUUGUUAAAAGUGUAGGAGGACAUUUUUACUGCAUAGAUCGACAGCCACAUUCACCUUACGGCGUUCACAGUGUACUUCGUGCAACUUGACAAAGCAACUGAAAAAUAUCUCCAGGAGUCCAGGGGUUUUUCUUCUAUGUCACAAUCAAGGUGAAACGAAAAAUGCCCAGACCAUCCACAGAAGAUGAAGGUGUGCUAUUUUGACGUUAUUUUUGCUGCUAUUUUGUACUGCAUUGUUGCCAAGACGGCAUCUUGCCCUCCGCCAUGCCGAUGCCAUCAGAAGAUGUACACUUAUUGUGACAAUGCCGCUCUAACCGCCAACCAGUUGGAGGGGGUUUUACAGAGUACCCCAACAACAACGACAUACUUAGAUUUGAGUCAAAACAGUAUUUCAUACCUGCCAGACAAAAUUUUUGAUAACCACCCUCAAUUGACCAAUGUAAAUUUUGCCAGGAAUAGCAUAGGAAGCAUAUCCCCAAAGGUUUUCGUGCCGUUAACACACUUGAGAAAGUUGUUUCUAGAAGAGAAUAAAUUAGUUGUUAUCAAUUCUGGAUUAUUUUCGUCACUUAGAGAACUGGAAAUUCUUAGACUGGACAAGAAUAAAAUUGAGGAUAUUCAUAAUACCAGCUUUGAAAAUCUCACUUAUCUGGAGGAAGUUUAUCUCAAUGACAACCAUUUGUUUGAAAUCCCUUCAUUGUUAUUCUCAAAGACGACGAAAUUACGGGUAUUAGAUCUAUCUAAUAAUCUCAUAGAAUACAUUCACGAUGGAACUUUUACGUAUCUGAAUAAUUUGGAAGUUUUAACUCUAACAAGUAACAGAAUUCGCACGUUACAGUCCUUCACUUUACGUGGACUAGUAAAUCUCAAACAGCUGAGUGUUCGUGACAACAGACUCUCACUUUUGCGGGCAUCUGAUCUGGAUCCUGUGCGAAGCAGUUUAAAGGAAUUGGAUUUAUCAUCUAAUUUACUCUCAGCUCUGAAGAGCAAUGUGUUCAGGGAUAUGGCACACUUACUAAAUUUGAACGUCAGCGAAAAUAAUAUUGAGUUUAUCAACGACAGUGCGUUUUUUGGGUUAUCUCUAGACAAGUUGCUUCUGAAUGGCAACAAGUUAACCCAACUCUGGAGGUCUUCCUUUCGUGGAGUGCAGAGGAUUGCUUAUUUGGAUUUAAGCGCUAAUGAAAUAGCACGCAUAGAAACGGGAGCAUUUGAUAGUUUCAAUGAAUUUAUAUUUGUACUGGAUCUUUCCAAAAAUAAACUUACAAAAGUACAACAUGGUAUGGUGCGAGACAUGAUAUAUCUACAAGUAUUAAACUUAGCCCAGAAUCAAAUAGACGAAAUAGUUAAUACUGCAAUGAAAGACCUAACAAACCUACAGGAACUCGAUAUUAGUGAAAAUAAAUUUACUGUAGUUGAUUCAAAGGAUUUCAUAGGACCUCUCAAUUCUUUAAGACGUUUUUCUUUAGAGUGUAAUAAAUUGUCAAAAUUUAAGAAUUUUAAUUUCAACAGGGAAAUUUAUGUUUCAAUGAAUCUAACACUCUCUCAAGUUCAGUCACGGUCUGUGAAUGUUUCUUGGCCGUAUGAAAAGGGACUUCAAAUGUACUGGUCUUUGAUUAUUAAGUGUGUUGAUUCGAAUACAUGUUCGUUCGACUCACAGCCCAUAUUUUUACCAGCCUAUCAGGAAAGUCAUGUAAUAGACAACCUACAGCCAAUAUCGCAGUACUAUGUGUGUAUUAACCCAGUAUUUGUUGAGAAAAACGUCCAUGUUGAACAGUGUCUCUUCAUCAUGACGUCAGAGGAAAUAGUGACCACUACAAAGACGCCCUCAACGGUGAUAAAUUCACUGGCCACGUCUGGUGCUUCAUCAAGGACUAAAUUUUGUGCAAUUUUGUCAUUGACAUAUUUAAUGAUUUUUUUGUAUGAAUCAAUAAUGUAAAUAUACAGGAACUAUAAUAUCUU
This is a messenger RNA of Saccostrea echinata, 1992 nucleotides long. Its product is annotated as leucine-rich repeat-containing protein 15-like. Gene Ontology annotation, molecular function: protein binding. The transcript is spliced from 3 exons. NCBI's taxonomy places the organism in Eukaryota, Metazoa, Mollusca, Bivalvia, Ostreida, Ostreidae. The record is from RefSeq and is a predicted model, not a curated record. The coding region runs from base 221 to 1969 and encodes 582 amino acids.